CGCUCGCGUUACUUUAUGGCGUUUCCUCCGAGCCAGUUUCCAGCGAACACAGGCGUAUAAAUACAUCUUACCGGAAGCGCCUCGUCCUCUUCCAGUCAUCAAAGAUGGCGGACCAGGGUGAGAAGAAAGAGAAUCCCAUGAGAGAGCUCCGGAUCCGUAAACUCUGCCUGAAUAUUUGUGUUGGGGAAAGUGGAGACAGACUGACACGGGCCGCUAAGGUGCUGGAGCAGCUCACAGGGCAGACACCGGUGUUCUCAAAGGCCCGCUACACUGUGCGAUCCUUCGGUAUCCGCAGAAAUGAAAAGAUCGCUGUCCACUGCACAGUCCGUGGUGCCAAAGCAGAGGAGAUCCUGGAGAAGGGACUAAAGGUGCGAGAGUAUGAGUUGCGGAAAAACAACUUCUCUGAUACCGGUAACUUUGGCUUUGGCAUCCAGGAACACAUUGAUCUGGGCAUCAAGUACGACCCUAGCAUCGGCAUUUACGGACUGGACUUCUAUGUGGUCUUAGGCAGACCAGGUUUCAGCAUCGCUGACAAAAAGCGAAAAAGAGGCCGCAUCGGUUUCAAGCACCGCAUUCGUAAAGAGGAGGCCAUGCGUUGGUUCCAGCAGAAGUAUGAUGGCAUCAUCCUCCCCAGCAAGUAAAGGACCUACUUUUGACAUAAUUUGUAACAAACCAAUAAAUUGUAAAA
Thalassophryne amazonica is the source of this 688-nucleotide messenger RNA. RefSeq names its product ribosomal protein L11 (gene rpl11). Gene Ontology annotation, cellular component: cytosolic large ribosomal subunit; ribosome. The record is from RefSeq and is a predicted model, not a curated record. The coding region runs from base 105 to 641 and encodes 178 amino acids. Gene Ontology annotation, biological process: translation. The transcript is spliced from 6 exons. Gene Ontology annotation, molecular function: RNA binding; structural constituent of ribosome. NCBI's taxonomy places the organism in Eukaryota, Metazoa, Chordata, Actinopteri, Batrachoidiformes, Batrachoididae.